Molecule: messenger RNA, 8952 nt
Organism: Plasmodium berghei ANKA
Lineage: Eukaryota; Apicomplexa; Aconoidasida; Haemosporida; Plasmodiidae
Product: conserved Plasmodium protein, unknown function
Exons: 1
Coding region: 1-8952 (2983 amino acids)
Source: RefSeq, a predicted model, not a curated record
AUGUAUAAAUUAAGUAAUAUAAAUUCAAGGGAUAUAGAGAAUGCAAUAAAUUUCCAUGACAAUUUAUUUGAAAUGAUAGAAGAAGAAGAUGGGGAAAAACCAGACGAUAUUAGUCUGGGAACAAGUGAAUAUUUUGAUAAAAACGAUAUUCUAGAAAAAAGGAUUGAGGAGGAAAAUAAAAUCAUAGAUAUUUUUAACAAAAGCUUAGAUGUUAACGAUACAGAAUACAAUAAAAUUAUGAGUUAUAGCAAAUUAUUAUCUCAUGAUGUUGAUAAUAAUAUAGAAUCAGAAGAAAUAAAAAUCAAUGAAACCAUAGAAGAAAGAGAAAAUUUAGAAACGCCAAAAAUAUAUAUAGAAAAAAGUAGUAAUAAUAAUUCGAAUACAAAUCUUUAUAAAUAUAAUGAGCAUUAUGAAAAGAACGAAAUUAAUGAUAGCCAAAAUGACGACAUAAAAAUAAAUAGCACCAAACAUAAUCAAGAUACAAAUACGAAUCGUUACAAACUUUAUUUGUCAAAAGAAAAUCUUCCCGAAAAAUUAGAAAAAGUAAAAGUAAAAAUAAAUAAUAUAAUGAAAAAUGUAUUAAAUUCGUAUAAAGAAUCAUAUAAAAAGCAAUAUAUUUCAAGAUUAUUUCAGUUUAGAGACAUAAAUUGUAUAUUUAGUUGUAUGUUUUUUACAUUAUUAAUAAUAUUUUUUUUUAUGAAUGAGUGGAUGGGAAUUCUAUUAUCAAUAUUAUUAUUUAUGAUAUCAAUGCAAUUAAAAUAUGCUCUUUCUAAUAUGGUAUUGUUGAAUUCGAUUAUCGCAAUUAUUUUAAUAUCUAUAGCUACAUCUUUUUCAUAUGCGAAUAUUAAUAAAAAUGUGAUAGGCAAUAUUGUUGUAGGACAAAAUGAUAAUAUAAUUAUAAAUGCAAACAGAAAUUUGCUAAUGCUAGAAACAUGUCUUUGUCUUUUCUAUGCAUUAAUUUUAUUUACAUAUAUGAUUUCAUUGAGGGGUAUAACAAAAUACAGACAAAAACAUAUUUGGAUAUAUCAUAAUGUAAUCACUCUUUUUAAUUUUCUUGACGUAUGCCUUAUUUUUUCAUUUGGGGUAUUAGCAUUUUUCUUUAUAUUUAUAGCUUUAGAGAGUAAUUUACUUACAAUUUUUUCUAUAAUAUUAUUUGUAAGCAGUUUUUUAACAUAUACUUUGCGGUCAUUUAGUAAUAUUUUAAUGCUAAUUAUUCAGACGAGUUUAACAAUAACGAAUCUUAUUAUAGUAUCUACAUCUUUACCCAUAAAUCAUCCAAUAAAUAAUAAAAUAAUAGUAAAUAUGCAGGCACAAGGAACUAACAAAUUACUUAACAAUAUUUAUUUAUUUUAUAUGACAUAUUUAAUAUUUUUUUUGGCACUUAAUUUAUUAUACACAUUUUAUGUUUUCUUUUCAAAUAAAAUUUUUUUAUCUAGAUUGUUUGCUCAAAGAAAGAUAUAUUUUUCAAAUGUCUUUCCAUAUCCCACCAAAAGUUUUAAUGAAUGUGCUAAUGGCGAAAUAUAUUUUAAGCAGGAUAAAUAUAUAUUAUGUUUGGGUGAUAAUAACCAAAUAUUACACGCUUAUAAACAAAACAGUAAACCUGUAGAGAUAGACAUACGCAAAUAUAUGUAUAACGAAUUUCAUUUUUAUAAACAACUUUUAUUAAAUACAAUUAUAGACUCGAACAAUUUAACAAAUGAAGAUAUAAAUUAUGCAAUAAAACAUAAUGCUAAUGAAGGGAAUAAUAAUCACUAUUCAAAUUAUCAGAAACAAAAAAAUUUCAAAAAUAAAACAUCCAAGUACAAUAAUAAUGGAAACAGAGACGUUGUAUUAGAUGUAAUUGAUACAUCAUCUGAUAUGUCCAGUAACUCUCUAAGCAUUGCUGGUGAACCAGAAAUAAUAAAAAAUAAACAUGUAUCAAGUUGUAAUAAUAAUAAUACUAACAGUUACAAAAAUAUUAUAAAGAAAAAUUCUCGAUUAUUACUUAAAAAGGUAACAAAUAUUCAAGAUGAAAAACUAUACAAAAAUAAACGUAAGGGUAACAAAACCCUAAAUAAUUACUAUUAUCUAACAAAUUGCGAAUAUUCGAAUAGUGAUUCAAAUUCAUUGUUCUAUAGCAAAUAUUCACAUAUAAUUGGGGUAUUAGUAAAAAAUUAUGACGAUUUAAUAUAUUAUUUAAAUAAAAAGAAAAUACUUAAUAAAUUAAUUGAUUCAGAAUCAGAAAUCAACAAUACAAAUGCCAAAACAAAUGACAAAGGUUUUAAUAAUUUAGGGGAAAACAAAUCCAAUGAAUUGUCUAUGUCAAGUGAGUUGAAAAUAGAUACAAAUAUACUAAAUGAUGAAGCCAUAAGUAAUUGUAGUAAUAUAAAGAAAAACGAAACGAAAUCGAAUUCUCAAAUGAAUGAUAUGCAUAAUAUAAGUAAAUCCAUCGAUAAUAUUACUCCAUCAUAUAAAAGUGAAUUUGAUAGCAAUAAUCUAAGUAAUCAAAUUUUUAUGGGUACAUUAGAAAAAGAAAAUGAUUCAUCUUUUUAUUGGAUAAAUAAAAAAAAGAACUUUAAUAAAUCAAAUUCAAUAUUUACAAAUUGUACUAAUGAAUAUUUUAACAUACCUAUUUAUUCAGCAUCUCCCAACAUUUCUCCAGAUAAAUGUAAUAAAAUGGACGAAAACUAUUUUUGGUAUUACUAUCCUGGUAUUAUUGAUAGAGUAUAUAAUGAAUGGUUGACGUGCAAAAAUCUAGAUUGUAAGAAGUUUAACAACGAUUUUUAUCAUUUGCUUAAAAAUUCAAAUGAAAUACAAAAAUAUUUUUAUCAAAGUAAUAGUAUUGAAAAACAAGGUGACAUAAAAUUAUUUGAUAUUACACAAGUUUUAAGUAACAAUAUAAAUAUUAUAAACAAAAUUGUACAACCUUAUUCCCCCUUAAAAUCCUCAUCACUUUUAAGUGGUGAUUUAUUACCUAAUAAUAAUAAUGGCAAUUCAUUAAAUGGAAUAAUAAAUAAUUUUUUAGAGGAUAUAAAUAUCGAUGGGGAUGAUAUCUGUUAUUUUGAUAUAUCUAAUAUGCAAUUCUUUAUUGAGGAUAAUAAUAAUAAUAUAAACUUAUUUUUAUCAUCCUUAGCUCACAAUCAUAGGAUACACAAAUUAUUAAAUAACCAUAUUGCAAUAAAUUCUUCCGAUAUUUUACAAAGUCUUAUAAAAGAAAUAGAUGAAUAUACUCAAGAAAACAAAAAAAAUACUAAUAGUUAUUAUCAAUAUAAUAACAAAAUAAAUGAUAAUGCAAAAUUUUUAUUUAAUGAUUAUACUUAUAAUGAUUUAGAAAAAAAAGGGACACAUAUUUUAGACGAAAAUAAGGAAAAUUCAAUUAUAUUAAAUAAUUCAUAUGGUUAUAAAAACAAAAGUAACAAUAUAAAAAAUUAUAACAUCAAUAAUAAUAAUAAUAUAGAUGCUAUUAUAGAAAAUUGGAAAUUUAAUAAAAUUGGUGAUAUAAAUAUUUUAAAAAAUAACAAUUUUAAAUUUAAUGGUUUUAACCUGCAAGAUGCAGAUGGUACUUUAAUACAAGACAAAUACAAAAGUAAUAGUGAAAAUAUAAAUUUUAAUGAUUUAUUAAAAUAUGCGGAAACAUUAAUUAUUCAAAACACUGGAAAUGAAUUCAUGAAGGAAAGUUUUGCAGAUGCCUUAUCUAGUAAUUUAUACUAUGAAUCGGAAAUUGAACUUAUUAAUAAUUUUGAUGAAAUUUUAAGUAAUUUUAUUAAAAAUGUUCAAACUGAAAAAGUGAAUUCGCUUUCUUCUUCGAAUCUUAUGGAUAAUAAACAAAAUUAUGAAGUAGGGGCUUAUUCAAACACUAGAAAGAGUGCAUAUAAAGAAAAUAUUUCAAAUAUAAUUGACGGUUCGAAUAAUAAUGAGCAAUUUUAUCAAAGUCUAAAUAUUCAAACACUUCAAACUAACAAGAGUGAUUCUAUGACAAAAAAUAAAAAAUGUACCGAUAUAUUAGACAAUAUUAUUUCAGAAUCAAAUAUGUCAAACAAAGGAAUGUACACCACUAAAGAAUUAACUGAUGUAAAAAAAUUAAAUAUUAGAGAAAUUCUAACAUCUCCAUCAAAACUUGAUGAAUUUACUAUACCAAAGACAAAAACUAAAGAUAGCAUUGAAUGCCUUAAAAAAGAAAACAAAAAAAUUAAAGAGCUUACUGAGUUACCUUAUAACUCUUUAAAGGAGUAUAUUGAUAACGAUCCAAUUUCCGAAAAAAAACAAACCAGUAAUCAUAAUUUGUUAUUUGAAUCGUGUUUUAAUCUUUCAUCCAGCAUAAAGGAAACAAAACAUAAUAAUGAGCAUGUGUUAAGUAGUUAUGGUAAUGUGAAGGAUGAAAAAGAUAAAAAUAAAUUGAAGGAAAAAGAAGGCGAAGAAACUGAUGAAAUCAAAAAUUUAUACAAUUCUAUAAAGGAUACUAAAUUCAUGAAAAAGACAAAUAUAAACAAAAAUAAAAGUAAUGAAAGAAACCAUAGCAACUGUUACAGUAGUAGUAACCAUAAGCAUCACAAAAAAAAUGGUAAAAAAGAAAAUAAUUUUGUUGAAAACUUUUGUAUAUAUAGCAAUAAUAUAAACUAUGACUCAAAGAAAAAAACACAAGGAAAGCAUGAUGAACAUAAACAAAUAAUAAUAGAUCAAUAUGACGAUGAUAAUUAUGAAAAGGAGUAUGGAUAUAAUUCAGAAUAUAUAAAACGAAUUGAAGAAAAAAAUUAUUCAACUAAGAAUAUAUCAAAUGAUAAUAUAAGUAAUAGUAAUAACUAUAAUAUUGAUAAUUAUGAUCUUAUAAAAAAUUUAAAAAAAUAUUUAUCCUCUUCUAGCAAUAUAGGUAUAGAUGACAAUGAAUUUAAUGAUACCUUCCUAUUAGAUUAUAUUAAUAAAUAUUUAGAAAAUAAUAAUUCAUAUAAUAUAAAUAUAUAUAAUGAAGUAGUUAUCAAUAGGAAUAAUAAUAAAAGGGAAAAUGCUGAAGAAACAGAAGUAGACAAAAUAAAACAUACUUAUAAUACAUCAGAAUUCAUACACAAAUUAAAACAGAAUAAUAAUGAUAAACAAUACAUAAAAAAAAAAAAUACGUUUCUGAAAAAAAUUGACUUAUUUAGUAGUUUCAACGAAAAGAAUAAUUUGUCAAAAUAUUAUGAUACAUAUGAUGGAAGCAAAUUAUUUAAAGAAUUGGACAAAAAAAUAAAUAAGGAAAAUGCAUUUUUCUCAAAUUUAUAUAACAAUAAUUCAACAAAUUUUCUUAAUAUGAGCAUAUUGAAAAGCAAUUAUAGCAACAGUAAUAGUUGUGAUAAUAAUUUUUUAAACAAAACUGAUCUUUUAAAAAACUGGAGUUAUAAUACAAAACUUAUGAAUGUUAAUGUAAAAACUAACGAAAAAAAACAUGAUACAUCUAAUAUAUAUAAUGUUAAAAAAUUAAAUACUUUAGAAAAGAUAAAAGAGGACAUAAUGAAUUAUAUUCCAAUUAAAUUAACAAACUUAAAAAAAAACGAAAACCAUACAAAUUUAGAAAAAAAUAUAUCUAAAACAAAAAUGAAUAACCCUGUUUCAUGCAUUGGUUCGUUAAGUAAUAAAUAUGACAAUUUAUAUUCCAAUAUAAAUGAGGAAAACAAUUCUCUAUUUUUAUCCAAAGAUAAAAAAGUUUCUAAUAAUUUAUUUACCACCAAUGAGCAAGAUGAAAAUACUAUUAAAUAUAAACAAAAUAUGCAAAACAUUACUAACGGAAACGAUGAUAUAUAUCAUAGCAUAUAUGACUUAGAAAACUCAAAUAAAAAUAACAACAUUGAAAAUUCAGUCUUUGAAUUAAUAAACAAUGAAAACCAUUCACAAGAAUAUCAGAAAAAUCAAAUGAGCCAAGAAAUUAUAAAAAAACCAAAUAUAAAUCUAAUGAUAAGCAACAGUCCACAUUCUAUUCGUAAUCUUGGUCACCAAACAUCCCCAAAAAUAUCAAACAUUCUCAACGAUAGCAAAACCAUAAAUAUAGACAAAAAUGAUAUACUUGAUAAUAAAAAUAAAAUAAAAAUUUAUCAACCUAAUAAAAAUAUAUUUAAUGAUGUUUAUGGAUUUCGAAAUAAAAUAUCAGAAACAAACUCAUCAACAGAAAAUGAUUUAACCGAGUUGUUAGCUGGUAGUGAUGUGUUUUACGAAUCUUUUAAAUAUAAAAGCGAUGAAAAUAUCGAUGAUUUAAAAAAAUAUACACAUUUAGAAUUAUAUAAUAACGAAGAAAAUGAAAAAAAAAAAAUUACAUUUAAUAAUGUGAAUGAUAAUAAUAAUAAUUUUAUAAGUUAUGAAAUUAAGGACAAUUCGAAUAUUACUCAAUCGCCAGAUGCAAAAAACAAUAUAAAUAUUCAAUCAAAUAAAGAAAAAGAAAUUACAAAAGGAAAUAAAAAUACAGAAAAAUUAAAUGAUACUUCCAUACUUUCACUAAGCGGAAAAUAUUACUUAACCCAUCAAAAUAUAUAUAACGAAAAAUCAAACAGUAGAAAUAGAAGCACAUCAACUAAUUCUUUUUUUUUGAAAAAUAAUAAUUCUUUUGAAAAUAAAAAUUAUCCAGACUCAGAAAAAAAAAUUUUGCACAAUUUUUUCAAAAAUUCUAAUACGCAUAAACAUUCUAAUGAUUUUGAAAUAAAAAAUGGACAAUCUAUAAAAUUGAUUAAAGAAAAUGAUGAAACAUUAGACAAACAAAUAGAUGAAAUAUUAAACAAAUUAAAUAGCCAAAAUGAAAUUGAUAAUCAACUAAAAAAUGCAACAAAAAAAAAUACUAAUUCCAAUGAUAGCAGCAAAAGUGAUAGUAGUAGUAAGAGUGAAAAUAAUAGUAAUAAAAGUAGUACCAGCAAAAAUCAAAGUAAAAGUGAAAGUAACAGUAAUGAUAGUGCAAAUGCAUUUGGUAAUGUGAAAAAAAAAAAAACAUCUAAUAAUAAACAAAACCAAUUAAAACGUAGUGAUCAUUCAGAAAAAAAUACAUACAAAAAUAAUGAAAUGAUGAUAUCAGGUUUUUUAAAGAAAAACAGAUAUAAUUUUUCAAGUGAAGAAAAUGAAAAAGAAGAAAAAAUGAAAAUUAAAAAUAGGUAUUAUAAUAAAUGCCGUAUAAUAAAAAAUGAAAAAAAUGAUAAUAAACAUAUAAUUAAUUCAUUCAAUAAUUCAUAUUAUAUCCAACAUUUUAAUAACAUAAUUAGUACAUAUUCAUGGUGCCCUAAUAGUAUUGAUUUAGAAAAAAAUGAAUAUUCAUUAAAAAAAGACAAUAUCUAUAUGGAUACAGGUAGUACUGAAGAUAGUGAUGUAUCCGAUACAAGUAAUUUUGUUAAUGAUGUGAUACAUCAAGAUUCCAAUUCAAGCAUGUCGUCAAAUGCAUCUGAAUAUUUUGAAAAUAGAAGUUUAACAAAAUGGGAAUCACAAAAAAGUUUGAAAAAUUUACUAAAAAAUGAAAAAAAAAUAGAAAAUAAUCAAAUCAGUGAAUAUGAAGAUUCUAUUAAACAUGUCGAAAUAAAUACAAAUGAAUCUUUUAUAGAAUUAAUCAAACAAGGUAGUAUUUUUCCUAGUAUUAAAAUUAACCCAUCCACAAAUGAAAAUAAUGAGGGCAAUAAUAAACAUGUAUCAAAUGAUCAAAUUUAUAAUCAAUAUAAAAAUAAAUUAGAAAUAUUUAAUUCGGAAAAAUGUUCAAAUGCGUCUAAGCAUGCAUUAAAUAGUAGCACACUAAGUUAUAUAUCUAAAGAAAAUAAUAAACAAGACAUAUUUCUUAAUACACCACAAAAUAAUAUUAGUAAAUAUGAUAUACAGGUAUUUACGGAUGAUGGAAUUAAUGAUGAAUAUAAUAAUCAAAAAUGGGAUGAAGUGAAUAAUGAAGUUAAUCAAGAAAUAAAUAAAAAAAAUUAUAUAAAAAACAAACAUGUGAAAAAUCAGGAAUAUAAAAUUACAAAUUUAAAUGAGUUGAAGUCAGUUUCAUAUAAUUCUUCAUAUCAAAAUAGCAACAUAAAUGAUACACAAAGAAAUAAUAAAAUAAAUUCAAUUUUUUAUCAUGAUCAAAAUGAUUCAUCAUUUUAUUCUAAUAACUCGGAUGAAUUAAAAAGUUCUAAUAUUGGAAUAAAUUCAAUGGAUAUAUAUAAAUUGCCAAAAAAUCUUGUAAGUAAUAUUGAUUCGUAUAACGUAUAUAAAAAUAGCAGUUUAUCUAAUAUUCCAUUUAAUGAGUUUGAAAAAAAUGAUAUAGCUGUUCAAAACGCUAUUUCGCAAUAUCAAACUGUUAAUGUAAAUCCCACCAUUUUGUUCGAAUCAAAAUAUAUUGAAAAUGUAUUUAAUACCCAUGAAAAUACACCGAGUGAAGGUCUAAAGAAAAUUAAUUUACAAACUAAAAAGAAUUUAGCGAAACAAUUUCCAAUUAAUCAAAUUAAUAAUAACAAUAACUGUGGUAUUAUUAGUAGUAGUAGACAUAGCAGUAUUGAUAUAUAUCAAGAACCCCAAAAUACCAAAACAUAUAAUUUAAAUAACAAAUACAAAUCAGAAAAAAAAGAGAUACCAAAAACGCAAAUUCGAAAUACACAUGAAAAAAAACCCAAUUAUAUAAAAAGGGAAAAUAAUAGUGUAGUAACUGAUAUUCAAAACGAUCGCAAAAAAAUGUUUAUAGAAGAACUCAAAAAAAAGUUACUCGAAAAAAAAAAUGUAAAAUCAACUAAUAGUAUAAAAAUAAGUAAAGAAAAUAAAAAAUACAAUAAUAUAGAUGCUAAAAAAGAUACACACUAUAAUUCAAAUUUGAAAAAUUAUAAAAAAAAAAAAAAUGAAAACAUUCGAAAGAUGAACAGUGAAUCAAUUGAAAAAAAAACAAAACAUAUGUCAACAUUACAGGAUAUUGGGAAAAUUCCCUAUUCAGCAAAUAAUUUUUGCAAUAUUAUUAACAGUGAUGACGAUAUAGAUCAAAAUAUGUUCGUAAAUAUGGGUUCAAAAUAA